ACGUGUUUUUCUCUCGCUUUCUUAGUUCUGCUGUACGUGAGGACUGGUGCUGAGGAGGUGUUCGACGCGCUCAUGCUGAACUCACCGACGCUGUCAGGCCUGCAAGAAGCUAUUUCAGAAAAGUACGGCUUGCAAAGAGACACCAUUGGGAGAAUCUGCAAAAAAUGCAAGCGAGGAAUAUUGGUGAACAUGGACGACAACAUCAUCGAACACUACAGCAACCAGUCAGCUUUCCUCAUCGAGAUGGCCGAGAUGGCAGACGGUCACCUCCAAGUCACUCUGGUUGAAGUAUGAGAUUCCCCGGAGGAUGGGGAGACGCGGCUGCCAUGUGAAGUCACCUUUGAAGCACUGCCGUAUCAGAGCUGUGGACUGCCAAAAGCCAAGAACUGGAACUAGACUAAACGGAUCCUCCAGAUUUUCAGACUUUGGAUGAAAAUGUUGAACCAUUUCUUGAAUU
Molecule: messenger RNA, 457 nt
Organism: Fundulus heteroclitus (mummichog)
Lineage: Eukaryota; Metazoa; Chordata; Actinopteri; Cyprinodontiformes; Fundulidae
Product: grainyhead-like transcription factor 3
Exons: 3
Biological process (GO): regulation of transcription by RNA polymerase II
Cellular component (GO): nucleus
Molecular function (GO): DNA-binding transcription activator activity, RNA polymerase II-specific; RNA polymerase II cis-regulatory region sequence-specific DNA binding
Source: RefSeq, a predicted model, not a curated record